Molecule: messenger RNA, 2345 nt
Organism: Rhea pennata
Lineage: Eukaryota; Metazoa; Chordata; Aves; Rheiformes; Rheidae
Gene: ITGBL1
Product: integrin subunit beta like 1
Exons: 11
Coding region: 1-1479 (492 amino acids)
Biological process (GO): cell migration; cell adhesion mediated by integrin; cell-matrix adhesion
Cellular component (GO): integrin complex; cell surface; focal adhesion
Molecular function (GO): integrin binding
Source: RefSeq, a predicted model, not a curated record
AUGCACGCCCAGGGGCUGCUGGGGCUGGUGGUUCUGCUGGCCACCUCGCUGCCCUGCCUGUUGCCAGUUGUGCUGCCGGCGACCCCCCUGGCCCUGCGGAGCGGUUUGGGUAGUCCUUCCUCGUGCCGGCUGUCCCAGACUGAGUCAGAGCUCAGGUGCCGUGUCCCAGGGGGAAAACUGUGCAGUGACAGAGGCAGAUGCGACUGUGGAGUCUGCAUCUGCCAAGUGACUGAGUCCGGCAAAUACUAUGGUCCACUGUGUGAGUGCCAUGACUGGGUGUGUGAGAGCUAUGAUGGGAAGACCUGCGCAGGCCAUGGGAAGUGUGACUGUGGGAAGUGCAAAUGUGAUGAAGGCUGGUAUGGUGAAGCUUGUCAGUAUCCAACCACUUGCAAUCUUACACGGAAGAAAAGCAAUGAAAUGUGCAAGAAUUCUCAAGAUAUCAUCUGUUCUGGUGCAGGCACAUGUCAGUGUGGCAGGUGUAAAUGUGUGAACUCAGAAGGGAAUGAACUGGUCUAUGGUAAAUUUUGUGAAUGUGAUGACAGAGAAUGCAUAGAUGAAGAAACAGAAGAGAUUUGCACAGGCCAUGGAAAGUGUUACUGUGGAAACUGUUACUGUGAGGCUGGUUGGCAUGGAGAUAAAUGUGAAUUCCAGUGCGACAUCACCCCUUGGGAGAUCAAGAAAAGAUGCACAUCUCCAGAUGGCAAAAUCUGCAGCAACAGAGGCACAUGUGUAUGUGGUGAAUGCACAUGUCAUGAUGUGGACCCAACUGGUGACUGGGGAGAUAUUCAUGGAGAUACUUGUGAGUGUGAUGAAAGAAACUGCAAAGCAGUAUAUGAUAGAUAUUCCGAUGACUUCUGCUCAGGUCAUGGACAAUGUAAUUGUGGAAGGUGUGACUGUAAAGAAGGAUGGACUGGGAAGAAGUGUGAACAUCCACGUUCCUGUCCUUUGUCAACUGAGGAAAGCGCUAAGAAAUGCCAAGGAAAUUCUAACUUGCUUUGUUCUGGAAGAGGGAAAUGUGAAUGUGGCCACUGCACUUGUUUCCCUCCAGGAGACAACAGAGUUCAUGGUAAAAACUGUGAAUGUGAUGAUCGACAAUGUGAAAAUUUGGAUGGCAACGUCUGUGGGGGCCACGGUAUCUGCUCUUGCGGUCGAUGCGUUUGCGAGGAUGGGUGGUUUGGAAAGUUGUGCCAACAUUCAAGAAAAUGCAACAUGACGGAGGAGGAAAGCAGAAGUCUUUGCGAAUCUGCAGAUGGCAUAUUAUGCUCAGGGAAGGGUUCCUGCCACUGUGGAAAGUGCAUCUGUUCACCACAGGAAUGGUACAUUUCGGGUGAUUUCUGUGAAUGCGAUGACAGAGACUGUGACAAACAUGACGGUCUCAUUUGCACAGGCAAUGGUGUUUGUAGCUGCGGAAACUGUGAGUGCUGGGAAGGAUGGAAUGGAAAUGCUUGUGAAAUCUGGCUGGGGACAGAAUACCCUUAACAAAGGACACUGAAGACUGGAAAUUUUGUUUGAUUUUUUUUCUUUAGGCUGCUAGGACAUUUAAUUUCAGAAAUACUCUGUGUGCGUGUGUGUGUUUGUGUGUGUGUGUGUGUGCGCGCAUGCGCAUGUGCAUAUAUGUAUGCAAAUACUCUAUAACAGUCAUUGGAAGGCCAGCUCCUUAAGAAGUGCAUGACAAAACUAAAAAUGAUUUCACUUGGGAACAGGACAAUCCAAACCCCAAAAGCUGAAAUUUUAGAAUAUGGGCCCUGUGGAUGUUAUCCAUACUUUUUUCACUGACUUCAGUGGGCUCAGAUUACAUCCUUAAUGUCUAUUUCUUAAGCAAUCUAGAAAAAAGAGGCAAAAGAAAGCCUUUUUUAAAUGUUAUUUACUUGGUUGUUUGUUCUCCACAUCAGUAUGUAACGGUAGAAGAGUAGAGCUAGUUUAAUAUUUGUCAAUCCUUUUGAUCAAUUUUAUGGUGUUUGGCAAGUAGUUGUUUGACCACUUUUCUUUCUAAUAAUCCUGACUCUGCCCCAGCUCCAAAAUCAAUAGAAGUUGCAAAAAGCUGAUCAAAACUUUAAUGAUUCUUUUUUUCCUCAAAGAAUUGUAUUUGUAUAGCUGCGAUCCAUUUACCUAACAACCACAGACUGAGGUCCCAAUGUUUUUUUGAACAGACCCUUGUCCACAAGAGAACCUUUUAAUAUCCAUGUUUAAAGUGUCAAUAAGUUAGAUAUCUGUUCUACAUGCUAUAAUAUUUUCAAAUGCAUAACCUAUAGGAGUAUAAUGAACGAUACUAAUAAAGAUAAAAAUGUAUGAUUUGCUAUUCUGAAUAUGUACUACUCAUGUACUUUUAUCAUACUAUUUUAUGU